AUAGGCCGAAACUCAAAGAAAGACAUUCAAAAGAAAUAAGUAUAGCAACUUUUUGAUCAUGUGUUGUGAUUGAGCCAUUUAAGAAAGAGUAAUGAUUGAUAUUUACACGUAGGAUUGCAUUGCUAUUUGUGUGUGAUUAGUGGGAGAAACUUUAAGUGGAAGAAAGUUCGAUGUACUUGCUCUAUAAAAUUCCCCCCAUACAAAAUUGUGAUUCCAUUCAAAAUGCAUAAUAUAACUGCAUUUGCAUUGAAGAAAAAGGAAAGUGUGAGGGGUGAGGCUCUUUCUCUGCGCCAAUUAAGUUUGAAACUCAAAAGUGUUGUCGGCUAGCUAGCUACUGCCUACUUGAUGGAGACCAGCACACUUAUUCAUGUUAUUGCCAUUUUUAUUCUCUUACUUGAUGUCGCCAAUGCAAACUCUGAAGGUGAUGCCCUGUACGCGUUCAGAAGAGCUGUGAAAGACCCAAAUAACGUUCUACAGAGUUGGGACCCCACUUUGGUGGAUCCUUGUACAUGGUUUCAUGUUACCUGUGACCAUGAUAACCGGGUUACUAGACUAGACCUUGGACAUGCAAAACUGUCAGGCCAUUUGGUUCCUGAGCUAGGGAACCUCCACCGCCUUCAGUUUCUAGAAUUGUACAAGAAUGAAUUGGUUGGUCCAAUACCAAAGGAACUUGGAAACCUGAAAAGCCUGAUUAGUUUAGGUCUUUACCACAACAACCUCACUCACUCCAUCCCUUCCACCCUCUCCAGCCUCUCUAAUAUCAAAUUCUUGCGACUCAACAACAACAAGCUGACAGGAAGAAUACCAAGGGAACUCACUAAACUAACUAACCUCAAAAUCCUAGACCUGUCAAACAAUGAUCUCUGUGGCAUCUUCCCAACAUACGGAUCCUUCUCCAACUUCUCUCAACAAAGUUUCAAGAACAACCCAAGACUUACAGGUCCAGAGUUAAUGGGGUUCGUCAGAUAUGAUAUUGGAGGGAGCUGCAAAUGAAAGAAUAUUGCCAAUUUAGGAAAUGUCUAUUUUCCUUUUAUUCACUUAUUUUUCUCUAAAUUACAACCAUUAUGUGAUGGUGUCUAGAUCUUCAGAGCUAGUACGGAUGAUUUUGGAUGUCUAUUUGUAUUAUCGAUUGAUAUAUGUAAUAAUGAAAAUAAUCAUGUUUGGGUACUUA
This is a messenger RNA of Cicer arietinum (chickpea), 1171 nucleotides long. RefSeq names its product leucine-rich repeat protein 1-like. NCBI's taxonomy places the organism in Eukaryota, Viridiplantae, Streptophyta, Magnoliopsida, Fabales, Fabaceae. The record is from RefSeq and is a predicted model, not a curated record.